Aspergillus neoniger CBS 115656 is the source of this 1070-nucleotide messenger RNA. RefSeq names its product NAD dependent epimerase/dehydratase family protein. The transcript has 2 exons. Gene Ontology annotation, molecular function: oxidoreductase activity, acting on the CH-OH group of donors, NAD or NADP as acceptor. The record is from RefSeq and is a predicted model, not a curated record. Lineage: Eukaryota; Fungi; Ascomycota; Eurotiomycetes; Eurotiales; Aspergillaceae. The coding region runs from base 1 to 990 and encodes 329 amino acids.
AUGGCCCCUACCGUCUUGAUCACAGGUGCAACAGGCUUCAUUGGGUCUCGCGUUGCCCUUGAGGUUUUGCAGGCCGGAUACCGCGCACGCCUCUCUAUCCGACGCCCCGAACAGGCUGAGAAGUUGCGCCGCAUAUUCAGCAGCCAUCUCAGUAAUAUUGACUUCAUCGUUGUGAGCGACAUUACGGUCACUGGGUGUUUUGAUGAGGCAAUCCAGGACGUGCAAUAUGUUGUACAUGUUGCAUCACCACUUCCAGAUCGAAACAGCGACCUUUUGAUUCCUGCAAUGCAGGGAACAACAUCCAUAUUGGAGUCUGCUUGCAAAAAUUCAUCUAUCAAGAAGGUUGUUGUCACAUCUUCAAUAUCAUCAUUUAUGCCCCUGGCUGGUCAACCGCACGGGACAGUGAUUACCGAGGAUACUGGAGUUCCCUAUGAUGCGAAGCAGGGCAUCUCGUCUUUGCUUGACCCCAUGGUACAGUACCGCGCGAGUAAGGUAGCCUCCUAUCAAGCGAUCAUCGACUUUGUACAAGAGCACAACCCACCGUUUGAUGUGACAACAUUUCAUCCAUCUUGGGUUUAUGGUCAAAAUCCGGUGCAAGAACCACAUGACAAUCUGAGUGGAAGUUGCGGAGCCCUGGUACUCACUCUUCUGUCGUCAGAAAAGCCCAUCAAUGGUCAGUUUUUGGGGGUUCAUGUUGAUGAUGUCGCUGCGGCACACGUCAAGGCAUUGGGUAGUUCCACACGAGGCUUCCAGUCCUUCUUACUCUCUGCUCCACGCCGGUCAUGGAAGGAGGUGAACGAGUUCGUCCGACAACAAUACCCCUCCGUCGCCUGGAAGUUGAUUCCAGAGGACUGGAUGAACUACGCGGUGGACUCGAGUAGAGCUGAGAAAGAGCUCGGUCUCAAAUUCAAGUCAAUGGAGUAUCAAGUGAGAGACACCGUUGAUCAGCAGUUGGAGUUUGGGAAGUUGCCGGUUCAGUCUGUUCUGUAAUUAUAAAGCAAAUCGUAUGAGACAGUAAUAUCAUAUAAAAUGCAAUUUUUAAGAACUAUAUAUGCUGUGGACUGAAGAAC